Molecule: messenger RNA, 1565 nt
Organism: Zophobas morio
Lineage: Eukaryota; Metazoa; Arthropoda; Insecta; Coleoptera; Tenebrionidae
Product: DNA repair protein complementing XP-A cells homolog
Exons: 1
Coding region: 877-1518 (213 amino acids)
Biological process (GO): nucleotide-excision repair involved in interstrand cross-link repair; nucleotide-excision repair, DNA damage recognition; UV-damage excision repair
Cellular component (GO): nucleotide-excision repair factor 1 complex
Molecular function (GO): damaged DNA binding
Source: RefSeq, a predicted model, not a curated record
AAUAAAAUCCGCGUCAAAGUGCAAUUCAUUUUGAUCAUCGUCGCCUUGUUUACAGUUGCUUGAAGUUGCACAAUAACAGUUAUAAAUAAGUAAGCCAAUUAUAAAUAUUGUAUGUAAAUACACCACGUGUUAAACAAAAUUUAAGUAAGUCAGUGCUGUAUUUACGUUUUGUCAAGGCUAGGAAUAUUGAAUUGACAUUUACAUUCAAACUGUUUCCUCCGAUCGACGAAAGAUGAUGUCGUUUCUUAAAAAAAGUCGCGGAAAAUACCGCUGUUGAAAUAAACUCGGCUAACUAGGAACUUCCACGAGAAUUGUAAAUAACUUUCGCGAGAUAGCUACUCCGCAGACAAAAAAUAAGUUUACUUUAUGAUUUUUGUUAAUCAGAAUACGUGACCGAUUCAAAAUAGAGAUACUGGUGGGAACAAUUAUAGUUUGAUUUCUAAGGUGACUGACUGAGUUGAUGUUUUCAAGUAUUUGUCUACGUGUUGGUGCGACUUAUGAUAAAGAAUUAGGAGACAGGUUUACACUUUACACCCAAUUUCGCUGGACUAAGAUUUUCCGCUAAUUUAUAACUUUCAAUAUUUAAACGUUAUCUGGUCACGUUUUACGUUUGUCAAUCGUAAAAAAAGUGAUCAAUUGCGUUUUUUUUUGUAUGAUUGAUAGUCAAGCAAUUAAAAGGGUAAAAACGCGGACAUCCCGAGUCGGUGUAACGCCGCUAUGACGUCACUCGAAAUUUGACAACGAUAUUUACAUGAAGAUGUAGUCAGCCGUUACACAGUAGGUAAAUGUCAGUAUGACAACUUGGUUUUUAAAAUUUGUUAAAAUCCAGACUAGAAAAGAAAAAAGAUUUCAUAUCCUGGACCACAGUCCUGGACCAUGGCAAAAGCUAUGAGUCAGCACUAUAAAGACUCGGGUGGUUGGUAUCUCCUAAAAGUUAACACACAAACACAAUCCUCCACUGCUGCAUCCACUCCAAAAGCACCCAUUUUAAAAGAAGACCGACCAAACUGUACCAAAUGUGCCAAACCCAUUGCCUCGUCGUGGUUGUUCGAUAAUUUCGAUUAUCCCUGUUGUGACUCAUGCAAACAUGCAGAAGAAAACAAACUAAUUACUAAAACUGAGGCACUAAAUAAAUACAUAUUGAAAAGACACGAUCUGGACAAGCGAGAACCGCCUUUGAAAUAUAUUAAACGUAAAAAUCUCCAUAACAGUCACUGGGGAAAUGUGAAACUGUAUAUGGAGCUGCAAGUGGUAAAGCGAGCUUUAGAAGUGUGGGGUAGUUUUGAAAACAUGGAAAAAGAACGUCAGCAACGUACAAACAAAAAAAUGUUAAGGCGAACAAAACAGUUUUACAGGCAAGUUAAGGGGCUACGAAUGAAUACAAGAAGUAGUUUGUGUGAUGGAAGUUCGUCUGCACAUAUUCACGAAUUUGGUUCAGAAGAAUACAAUGAAGAGGAGGAUAAUUACACCCGCAGGUGUCUAAUUUGUUCAUAUGAGGAAACGUUUGAAAAAAUGUAGGGUCAUACAUUUGUAAAAUAAUGUUUUUAUCAAUAAAUUAAAAAGAC